Thunnus maccoyii (southern bluefin tuna) is the source of this 3606-nucleotide messenger RNA. RefSeq names its product glutamic acid-rich protein-like. NCBI's taxonomy places the organism in Eukaryota, Metazoa, Chordata, Actinopteri, Scombriformes, Scombridae. The record is from RefSeq and is a predicted model, not a curated record. The transcript is spliced from 3 exons. The coding region runs from base 53 to 970 and encodes 305 amino acids.
GGAGAGGGAGAAGAAGGAAAGACAGGAGAGGGAGGAGAAAGAGAAGCGGAAGAUGGAAGAGAAGGCAGAAAGCAAAGACUCAGCUCCAAAAAAGGACCUCCUGGCAAAGCUGAAAAUGUGGUUCCUCCAACACCAGAAGGAGCAAGUCAGCAAAGCCAUCAGCAGGACCUACAAGAAGGAGGCUGCUGCUGAUGUUGGAGGUGACAAUCCUGAAAUGGAGAUGAGACAAUGGAGGCAACAAGCUAAGAGGAGGAAGCUGCUGCAGAAAGAACAAAAGAUUGAUGAGAGAAUCAGAAAGAAGAUGGAGAAGGAGGAGAGAGAAAGACAGAGGAGGCAGAAGGAGAAACGGGGUCAGGAGUGUGAUGCAGAGGAGCAGAACAGAGAGAGUGAGGAACAUAAAGGAGAGGAGGUGGUGGAGGUCAGAGGAAGUGAAGAAAGUGAUGAAGAGGAGGUGGUAGAGUACAGAGACAGUGAGGAAAGCGAUGAGGAAGUGGUGGAGUACAGAGGAAGUGAGGAAAGUGAUGAGGAGGAGGUGGAGGAAAGAGACAGUGAGGAAAGUGAUGAAGAGGAGGAGGUGGACAACAAAGACGAUGAAGGAGAGGAGGAGGGGGCAGAAAGCAAAGACUCAGUUCCAAAGAAGGGCGUCCUGGCAAAGCUGAAAAUGUGGUUCCUCCAACACCAGAAGGAGCAAGUCAGCAAAGCCAUCAGCAGGACCUACAAGAAGGAGGCGGCUGCUGAUGUUGGAGGUGACAAUCCUGAAAUGGAGAUGAGACAAUGGAGGCAACAAGCUAAGAGGAGGAAGCUGCUGCAGAAAGAACAAAAGAUUGAUGAGAGAAUCAGAAAGAAGAUGGAGAAGAAGAGAAAAAAGAAAAAUGAAGAGGAAGGAGACAAAAGGGAACCUGGUCUGUUUUUCAAAGCUGUUACUGCGUUCGCUAGCGGGUAUGGUGACUUGAACAUGGUUGUUCUGUAAAGCCCAAAUUAUACUUGCAGUUUACAUCUCUAUGUGGUUUGUAUAGAGAUGUAAAUGCAAGUAUAAUUUGUGCUUUCAUGUAAAAUUAAAAAAAAUAAAAAAAGAGGAGAAAAGUAGAAUAAGUAGUAAUACUUCAAAUGGUUACUGUAAUACAAAAUUAAGUAAUUUGUCCUCCAAUGAGAGGGGUGGACGAGAGUUUAAAUUUAAAAAGAGAAAUGACAAGCAUGUAAAAUAACUAGGUAAAACACACUUAAACUAACAACCUUGAAUUUAAUAAAUGAUUUAGAAAAUAAAUAGUUUAAAAUUCAGAUUAGAGUAGAAAGAGGAGAGUUAGAGGAGAAAAGUAGAAUAUUUCAAAUGAUCAUUGUAAUAGAGGAUAAGUCCCUUGAAAUGCACCAUCUCGUUUUCAAGGGGGUCUUCAAAAUUAAUUAACAUAAUUACAUCUAAUAUAUAUUAUAGUAUAGAAAAUAAUAUAAUAUAAACUGAUAUAAUCUAAUCUUAUAACAUCAAAUAAAUUAUUUAGAAAAUAAUUAUAAAUAAUUUCAACAUCAGAUUUGAGUGGUUAGAGGUUCAAAUUAUCAUUGUUAUACAGAAUCAAGUAAUUUGUCCUCCAAUGAGGGGGGUGGAGGUGGGUUAAAUUUGAAUAAAGAGAGAAAUGACAAGCAUGUAAAAUAACUAGUUAAAAAACACUUAAACUAAAAAAAACCAAAAAAAACCCCUGUAAAUCUGAUAAAUGAUUUAGAAAAUAAAAUAAUUUCACAUUCAGACAAGAGAAGUUAGAGGAGAAAAGUAGUAAUACUUCAAAUAAUACAGAAUAAAGUCAUUUGUCCUCCGAUGAGGGGGGUGGAGGUGGGUUUAAAUUUAUUAAUAUAAUUCAAUCUAAUUAAGUAAUGUUACACGAGAGGGUGUGCUUUACCGUCAUUGUUGGCACGACAGUGAUGCGGUCAGGAACGAGGCACUUCCGUAAGCAUCACUGAAGCACCACCUAACUUUUCUCCUCUCUUUGGAUGAAGGUAAAAAGCUUUAGCCUCUUUAGGAAUUUUAGAUAAGUUCUUUUCAAAUGAUGAAACUGGACAAAGUUCAUUUCCCGGGUCUUCAAACAGCCCCUCUUCUGCUUUGGCGAUCCCUUUCAUGAUGGUUUUUGUGUUUUUUUUGUUUCCUCGUUGAAGGUCAGUGUCACAUAUUUGGUACCUUAAGGUAGAAAUACAGAAUCAUUAGGCAAGUUUGACCAUGUUUCUGCAGAACAUCUAUUAUUAUUAUUUUAUUAUUAUGCUAUUAUGCAAGACUUUACAAGUCUUUCAGCCUCUUUGAUGUUGCGCUUUGAUUAACUCACCUGUUGAAUCUCGUUUUAUUAUGAUAGAUUGUGGUACAAGUUUCCUCAGACCCUCCUUUCCUCUCCUCCCAAAAUGUAGCUGGAUGUCGAACCACACUUUAUUCACCAGGCCCCGUGGUGUGUUUGGGUUCAUUGUCUCUGAGUUCCUCAGUAUUGUCAGGACCUUUUCAGAGAUUGCUGGAUGAUGUUCAGUUUUGUCCUGGCUUGCUCUCCUGAGAAACUUUAUGAGUCCACUAAAGACAUUAUUUGACGUAGUGAACUUAUUGUCUUGCAUGAUACACUGUGCCCGACUAAGAGGAGGGUUGUUCAUAAAGCAAUUAAUGCCAGCUCUCAACCCGACGUAGCUACUGAUGGAGUAGUACUGACCCUGGUUAUUUCUAAUUGAACCAUAAAAUUUGUGGAGAAUCCUGUUGAGAUCUUCUUUUGUAAUAGAUGCAAAAUCCACAGCUUGCUUAGUGUUUUCCAGAUAGUCCAGGAAACAUUUGACAGCCCAAGAAGUUGACCGGGACGUACUGGCUUCAUUCCUCGACUUCUCCAAUUGACUGAGGUCUUCAUUUGACAAUACCACAUAUCUCUCCUUUUUUCAUUUUGUUUUCUUCUCAUCCUCUUCCAGCCAUUCUUCAAAAUUAACCACAAAACGAUCCAUGUUGUAUCAAUGUUGGAAGCACCUGUUUUUUUAGCUCCAGCUUUGGCAGUUACAAUUUUACAGCAGUUACAAUGUUACCAGGAUGCGUCACAGUGUGGUGUGGCAUCAAAAAAAGAGAGAGAAAUGACAAGCAUGUAAAAUAACUAGUUAAAACACAUGUAAACUAAAAAAAUAAAAAUAAAUCUAAUAAAUGAUUUAGAAAAUAAAUGAUUUCACGUUCAGAUUCGAGUAGUUAGAGGAGAAAAGUAGAAUAUGAUAAAAAAUAAUUCAAAGUAAAGUAAUUUGUCCUCCCAUGAGGGGGUGAUGAUGAGUAAAAUAUUAUUUUUAAAGGAAUCAAAAGAAUAGUGUGUGUUUUCCAACACAAUCAAAUCAAAUGUACCACAACGAUUCAAAUCUUAUUUAAGCUGAUUUGAUUUAUUCCAAAAUAUUCUAAUAGUCUUAUUUCACACUCAUGUUUUACACAGAUAUAAAAGAUGUACGUAACACUUUCUUUGUGCUGUGAACUGGACAAUUCAAUUUAUAAAGUUGAACUAAGAUUUUAAAAAAUUGCUAAAAAUGAACAAAUGUCAUUGUUUGUUUUGACUUGUGUACUUGUUUGGCUCACUGAGACUCUCCAAUGGAACAAAGUGUUUUUCUUGUUAUAAAAUAUCAGCUGGG